Molecule: messenger RNA, 558 nt
Organism: Gaeumannomyces tritici R3-111a-1
Lineage: Eukaryota; Fungi; Ascomycota; Sordariomycetes; Magnaporthales; Magnaporthaceae
Exons: 1
Coding region: 56-442 (128 amino acids)
Source: RefSeq, a predicted model, not a curated record
UGGGCACCAGCCAAGUAAACGAAGGACCGGGUUGUCCCAAUUCGGGUUGUCCCUGAUGGCGGGAGCUGCAAACACGAAGACGCUUUCCGGCCACCCAACUCCUGACAGCGCUGGGAUCUCCCAAGCGCGAGCAAAGAAGCGAGAUCCGUGCCGGUCACCCGGUAUCAAGCGCACCGAACAUGCGUGGUCCCAGAGGGGUCGGGCCACUCGGCGACCGAACCGGGAGUCAAAGCGAAGCAUGAACUUGACAGUGGAAGCCGACCAGCUGGAGCUGAAUCCACUCCUCCACAGACCAACGGCCGACCACCAGAUCGUGGUGUCUGGAUUUUUGUUCGGACAAAGGUGCGGUCGAAUCGAAUACGAGAGCGGCGGGUUGGAGUGGGCAAGGCAGGCAGGCAGCGACGCUUUGGUUGAAACCGGCAGGAGAAGCAAAGAAAAGUAAAUGUGGGCAGAGUCAAGGUCGUGAAUGAUACAGAUCGGGUCCUUCAAUGAAGCUCGAUUGGCCACGGCUUGCCUGGACUGAUGCUAGCCCCCAGACCCCAGGCGGCAUCAUCUCCC